Felis catus (domestic cat) is the source of this 1292-nucleotide messenger RNA. RefSeq names its product translation initiation factor IF-2-like. NCBI's taxonomy places the organism in Eukaryota, Metazoa, Chordata, Mammalia, Carnivora, Felidae. The record is from RefSeq and is a predicted model, not a curated record. Bases 1 to 1164 code for a protein of 387 amino acids. The transcript is spliced from 5 exons.
AUGGAACACGAUGACUUUGAUUCACCUCUGCGGCAACUCCGCAAGGCAGAUGGAAUGAUCCAUCAUGCAGGAGAAAUUGAGGCGAGGAGGGGACGGAGCUCUUGGCUGGGGGCACCAAAUCCGGGCCCCCUGCACCCUGACGCGCCGCCGCUCAGCGCAGGGGCCUCAGUUUCCCUAGAAGUGGGGCCGCCGGAGGCCUGGGGCCCUCGGAGCCUUCUGCCCCUCGGUCCGGACGUGCCCUGGCCGCUCCGUCGGGGGGGAUCGGCCGGGAACCCGGGGCGGAGGCGGGCGGGCAGCCGCGCGGAGCGGCGGGGGACAGACGCUGCGCGGGUGGAGGUCACUUACUGUGUCCGGGCCGGGCCGCCGCUGUCCCCGCAGAGCCCGGCGCCGCCUGAAAUAGUCGCAGACCCCGCCCCCGCCCCCGCCCGCCCUCCUGCCCCGCCCGCGGCAGGCGCGGAAACCCCGCGGGCUGGGGCCCGGCCCGAGUGUCCCCGAGUCCCGAGUCGCGCGCGCCCCGCCGAGGCGAGUGGGGGCGGCACUGCUUGGCACCAGCCCGGGCGGGGUGCCGGGGCUGGCCGGGCGUCGCCGCGCCUUGGGGGCGCGGGAACCGCACCCUGGGCGGACGGGGACCCGCCAGGCGCUGGCAUUGUCCGACCACGGCUUCUGAUUGGCCGCUGGAAGGGGCUCGGGACCUCUGUCCCGCGUCACAGAGCCAGCACCCGCCCCGGCUCCCGAGCUCUCUCCCCGCGGGGUCCCGGGGACCGUCCCACCCUGACUCCCUGGGCUGCGCGAGGGUUGCCCCCUCUGGGUAGAGCGCCCCGUCUCCGGGAAUUCUUGCCUUCUGGAAAGAGUGUUGUCAUUGAGGAAUUCCCCAGCUGGGCACCGGCUUCCCUUUUACUCCUUGCUCGAGCCUCUGCCCCUUCCAACCUUUUGUUUGCCUCUGCCCUUGGUCUCUCUCCCCCAACGUGUGGAUUCCUGCUCCCCGUACCAGCUGGGCAAAGAUCUCUGAGGCCUCAGUCUUCCCUCCUGGAAGUGGAGGGGACACACGCUCAGGAGGUUGCCAGGGAAGGCUUACGAGAGACGUGCGUGCAAAGAGCAGUAACGCUCCUCUUGGACUGCCCGAGUCCCCAACCGCCUCCAGCAAGAGGCUUCAUGGAUGCCUGACAUUUCGUUAUCCACGUAUAUUCCUCGGAUGAGCAUCGCUUUUUACAAAUGCCAGUAUCCUGUGAGGAUCCCCUGGUUGCUUCUGGGGAAGGAUAUAGGGGAUGGGAAUAUGGAGACAUCUCACCUUA